UAGAGGGGGAAGUGAGCCAGGCGGGAGGGAAUUACUGUGUUCUCUGCCGCCGCCGAGCUCCGAUCGCGCUGUGCUCGCUGCCUCCCGCUCCGCGACUCCGGCAUCCCGGGUGCCGGGCAAGAAGUAGUGUGACUCGCUUCCAAAGUCUCGAUGGGCUUGGGAUGGAGCGGCGCCGCCUGAGCUCUAAGAAGCCCACGCCGGCUGUCGUCGCUGCUGCUGCUUCUGCCGCCGCUCCUGCUGCUGCUGCAGGGAGGCCGGUUCCUCUCCCUCCUCCCCUCCUGGUGGAUCUAGUGCCUGGCGGGCGUUUGGGAGCGAUGGGCAGCCGCCGGCAAGUCGGAGGGCUGUCCAGCGAGCCUUUCGCGUCGCCUUAGCGGCUCUUCGCAUCCGGCCUCCUCCUGCUCCAUCAGCACCUCCUGGAGCCGCACCGGCGGCGCAGGGGAAGCCAAGCUUAGCCGGGCGAUUGCGCACGCCGGAAGAGUUAAGCUGCUGCUGGGCAUCCCUAAAAGGCGCAAUGCACUUUCCCGGCGAUCAGCAGCCCCUUAAAGUUUGCUCGUUGCCCUGCCUCUGCCUCCGCUCCUCGCCUGGCGCCUGGGCUGCUGCAGAGCGGAAACUCGGCAGGCUUGGGGAGGGACUGAGUAGUAGCAGCUUGCCCCCUUCCCUUCCUGGGAUGAUGCCUUAACUUGGUGCAAGGGAGUUCCCUCCUCCUCUCCCCCCCCCGCUUCCUUGACUGGCGCUUGGCUGGGCAUCUGCAGGCGAGCGAGAAUUGGGAAGCCUCCACCUCGGGCUGGAUCGCUGCUUCAGUCCUGCGAAGAAAGGAAAUCGGUCGAGCUAUGAAAGGUAGGGAGGAAAGCAACUUCUGAGCUUGGGGGAAACGGCAGCAGGAGGCGCCCAUGUUAAGCAGGGCACGGCGGGCAUCCUGGAGAGCUGCAAGGGGCUGCCCCGAAGGAAGGCUGGCGGUGGCCUCCUGGAGAGACUGGAAGAUGCCCUCUUUGCCUGCGGGAACGUCCUGGGGCAUCUGGACUGGUAGCAGCUUAGCACACCAAAGCAUUGGCCUGUGAUGAGCAACAGUUGGCAGGACUGGUCUCCAGCCCGCCAGCAUGAAGGUUUUCCGCAGGAAGGCGCUGGUGCUCUGCUUGGGCUACGUGCUGCUGCUGCUGCUGACCAUGCUCAACUUGCUGGACUACAAGUGGCACAAAGGGCCGCAGCAAUGCAGCGAGCCUGUGUCUGCCCGGCGCACUCCCUACCCGCAGCAGCUGCCUUAUUAUGCCCACCAGUCCCGAUCGGACACCCGUGCCCUCUACGGCCCCCCUGUGCCCUUUGCCCGCAAGCGGCAGCUGGUCUACGUUUUCACCACCUGGCGUUCAGGAUCAUCCUUCUUUGGGGAGCUCUUCAACCAGAAUCCAGAGGUCUUCUUUCUCUAUGAGCCAGUGUGGCAUGUGUGGCAGAAGCUGUAUCCAGGCGAUGCAGUCUCCCUGCAAGGGGCGGCCAGGGACAUGUUGAGCUCUCUCUACCGCUGUGACCUCUCCGUCUUCCAGCUCUAUAGCACAGCAGGGGCUGGAAAGAACCUCACCACCUUGGGCAUCUUUGGAGCGGCCACCAACAAGGUGAUUUGCUCCUCGCCACUUUGCCCAGCCUACCGCAAAGAAGUGGUGGGCAUGGUGGAUGACAAGGUGUGCAAGAAGUGUCCACCGCAGCAACUCAGCCUCUUCCAGGAAGAGUGCCUCAAGUACCACACACUGGUCAUCAAGGGCGUGCGGGUCUUUGAUCUUGGAGUGCUGGCGCCACUCAUGCAGGACCCAUCUUUAGCUCUCAAAGUCAUCCACCUGGUCCGGGACCCUCGAGCAGUGGCUAGUUCCAGGAUCAAGUCCCGCCAUGGGCUCAUCCGGGAGAGCCUGCAGGUAGUGAGGAGCAGGGACCCCCGCAUCCAUCGCAUGCCCUUCCUGGAUGCAGGGCACAAGCUGAACAGCAAGAAAGAAGGGGGAGGGGGCUCAGACUACCAUGCCUUAGGGGCUAUGGAGGUGAUCUGUGGUAGCAUGACAAAGACCCUGCAAACUGCCUUGCGCCCACCUGACUGGCUCAAGGGUAAUUACAUGGCUGUCCGCUAUGAGGACCUGGUGGUGGAUCCUAUCAAGACUUUGCGGCAAGUGUAUGGAUUUGUCAACUUGGUGGUGAGUCCAGAGAUGGAGAAGUUUGCCCUCAACAUGACCAGUGGCCCUGGGUACUCCUCCAAGCCCUUUGUGGUUUCUGCCAGGAAUGCUAGCCAGGCCGUAAAUGCCUGGAGGACAGCACUGAACUAUCAGCAAAUUAAGCAAGUUGAGGAGUAUUGCCACCAGCCCAUGGCCAUUCUGGGCUAUGACAGAGUCAGCAGCCCAGAAGAGGUAAAGGAUCUCAGCAAAACCUUGCUCAGGAAGCCAAGAUUGUGACUGGGCUGUACACUUACUACAGAAAGGAACUGAUUAAGAAACUGCUCUACAUGCAGACACUGCAUUUGUUUGAAAGAUAGGGGGAAUGUAACAUAUGGAUCUUCCUUAAAGACAUUUUUUUCAGGAAGACCAUUUGGAUCCUCCAAAGACUAUUAAGGAUCACACACAUCCAUGUUUUUGCAUUGCUGGACUAUCAAUAAUUCUCUCUCUCUCUCACACACACACACACACACACACACACACACACACACACACACUUCAGUGAGUAUUUCUAAGGCCUCUUUUCUCUCUGAAAGUGCAAGGCACGUAAUUUAGUAUGUAUCAGAAUCUUUGCAUACUUCUUGUUGUGAUGGUGAUCCUUCAACUUGCACAAUUGUUGAGGUAUUAUUGUGGGGGGAGGGGGACUGCAGAGUACUGAGUAUAAAUAAUUCAGAGGACUGGACUUUUGUAUACAUGUUUAAGUGUGAUAUUAAAGAAAUCAAUAAAAGAUGCUCAUUUUAUAAUGACUUAAUUGUUUGGGAGCUGUGCACAUCAAUUAUGCUAAUCUUAUCAAGGUAUAAUUGAAAUAGCUUGUAACAGCCACAGCAGUAGCUUUUUAUCAAUCUUAAAACAUUUUGCCUUUUUAGUAAUAUUGAUGUUUGGAGAUUAAUGUAAAAAUAUGUGGUGUACAAUUAUACUUAUUUCAGUUAUAGCAUGUAUAAAAAUGCAAACAGCCAUAUAGAGUUAAAAGAUAUUUUGGGGAUGAUAUUGUUAGAUACAUGUAAAAAAAAAGCAGUAACAAACUGCAGGGUCCAUAUAGAAAUUAUGAAAUAUAAACUGUUUCAGAUUGUU
Messenger RNA from Hemicordylus capensis (graceful crag lizard), 3254 nucleotides. It is a transcript of the gene CHST2, whose product is annotated as carbohydrate sulfotransferase 2. Gene Ontology annotation, cellular component: Golgi membrane. Gene Ontology annotation, molecular function: N-acetylglucosamine 6-O-sulfotransferase activity. Bases 1098 to 2423 code for a protein of 441 amino acids. NCBI's taxonomy places the organism in Eukaryota, Metazoa, Chordata, Lepidosauria, Squamata, Cordylidae. The transcript has a single exon. Gene Ontology annotation, biological process: N-acetylglucosamine metabolic process; sulfur compound metabolic process; carbohydrate metabolic process. The record is from RefSeq and is a predicted model, not a curated record.